Messenger RNA from Medioppia subpectinata, 1449 nucleotides. The record is from the annotation of a GenBank genome assembly. Lineage: Eukaryota; Metazoa; Arthropoda; Arachnida; Sarcoptiformes; Oppiidae.
AUGGAGAACAAAAGUGAAGUCAGAGAUGACGGAACAGAUGUGUCAGAAGUGGCUGUAAUGACCGACAUCGAAGACAAACAGCCCAACCCCAAUUCAAUACGCUAUCAAUUACGCAAAAAAUGGCAGUCUAUGACCAUUCGCAAAAAACGCCGACUAAUCAUUAAGAUUAUAUUAUUCAUUGUGUGUUUAUCGCUACUUACUUAUCACUCUUUAUUACUCUUCGCGCAAUAUUUUUCCGGCAAAACUGUUGUCAAUAUAAUACUAGAGCGCAUACGUCCGGACCCAAUGCCCGCCAUAACUAUAUGCUAUCCCUAUGGACUGCGAAUGGACGGUAUGGCCCGACGAUUCCCGGAGCUCAGGGACCAGUGGCUACACUACAAGCGCCUAAUGGACAGCAUUAAUGAAUACGACUAUAAGAAUGAGACAUUGAAAGAGCAUUUGAUUGACAUUUAUGAAAAUUUUACUAAAUUUUAUGAUAAACAAAAUUUACCGCUGGAUUACAUGUUCGACAGCGAUGUUAGCAUUCCGUUUGAUUUGUGGAAGGAUUCCGGCAUAAAUGACGAUGGUAAUCAUACUCAGCGAUCGUAUUUAAUCAGGAUUACUUUGUAUGGAGUGAAAAAUCACCAAGUUAUGAGGCAUAUGGAAGUGAACCCUAUUGUCUCGGUGGUGGCCGAAGAGCCCGGCCAUAUACGCAAGUGUUUUACGUUUUUCAGCGAGCUCAAUCCGAAAUGGCGACAAUUUCAGUUUAAUUUUAACGAGGUACUAUUAACCAUAACGCACAGCAAGUAUUGGUUCCCACCGAACCUCUACGACCAGCCGUCGGGCAAAAACAAAAUCCACUUUUCUCUGCACGCGGCCAACGCUACGCCCUAUGACUUGCGAUCGGAAAACUUCAUCAAGCUCAAAAUGAACCACCAGUACCAGGUUCAAUUCUCCACCAUUAAAACCGUACGACUACCUGCCCCAUACGAAACCCGGUGCCGCGAAUACGACCCUGAUGCUGUCCGACAACAGGAGCGCACGCGCAGUGACUGCCGGUACAAGUGUUUUAUGAACGAUAUAUUGUCGCGACGUCUGUGUUGUCUCGACCGCCGGGACUAUAGCGACCGCACGUGUAAAUCAUGUACCCUAUGGUCGACAAAUUUUAUCCAGUACCAUUUUGGUCAGGGCACUCGUAUGUGCCCACACCUGUUGAAGGACUCGUGCGCACUCGUGGCCGACUACCGGUGCGAUGACGUCGAUCGGUGUGAACGCGAUUGUCAGACCUGUCUAUACGAUGAUAAGGAGGUGUUCGUAGAGUUACAGCACAACCCACUGUUGGACCAGACGGUGACCCACGAGCCGGAAAUGUCCCCGAUUUCCUUCAUCGCCAAUAUGGGCGGUUUGAUUGGCAUGUGGUUAGGACUGUCGGCAUAUAUUGUGCUAGAUACAUUAAUGAAAUUGUUGUAG